Messenger RNA from Brenthis ino (lesser marbled fritillary), 516 nucleotides. The record is from the annotation of a GenBank genome assembly. NCBI's taxonomy places the organism in Eukaryota, Metazoa, Arthropoda, Insecta, Lepidoptera, Nymphalidae.
AUGAGAAUUUAUAAGGAUAUUAUUACCGGUGACGAGAUGUUCUCGGACACAUACAAAAUAAAACUGGUUGACGAAGUUAUCUAUGAAGUCACCGGUAAAUUGGAAACGAGGAUCCAGGGUGAAGUUAAAAUUGAGGGAUUCAAUCCCUCUGCUGAGGAAGCGGAUGAGGGAACUGACACCGCAGCCGAGAGCGGUGUUGACAUUGUUCUCAACCACAGGCUUGUGGAGAGCUACGCCUUUGGUGACAAGAAGUCUUACACAUUGUACCUUAAAGACUACAUGAAAAAAUUAAUAGCAAAAUUGGAGGAGAAGUCACCUGACCAAGUAGAAGUGUUCAAAACUAACAUGAACAAAGCAAUGAAGGACAUACUCAGUAGGUUUAAGGAUCUCCAAUUCUUCACUGGCGAGUCCAUGGAUUGUGAUGGCAUGGUAGCCAUGUUGGAAUACAGGGAUAUUGAUGGAGUUUCCACCCCCAUUAUGAUGUUCUUUAAACACGGUCUUGAAGAGGAGAAGUUC